AUGUCAUUUCGAUCGACUGACACCAACGUCACGGACACCAACGUCACGGACACCAACCUUACGACGUACACCUACACCAGUCCGAGCAACUGCGACACCUAUCCAGAUAGUACCAGUAGGAACACCAACCUCCACGAGCUUCACAGCCUCCACAAGCCCGACGCGUGCAACAACAGUCACUAUCAAGAGUUCACUCACGGGAUCAACCAGUCCAACUGUGACGGCGACAGCUUUCAUCAGUUCCCAAGCCCCAACACAAACAGUCACAGUCACAGCAGACUUGGAGUCGUUGACCUUGUCCAGAGGCAGUUCAACAUCCACCAUCACAGCGACAGGCACAACCGCCGCCACUAA
Molecule: messenger RNA, 354 nt
Organism: Diaporthe citri
Lineage: Eukaryota; Fungi; Ascomycota; Sordariomycetes; Diaporthales; Diaporthaceae
Exons: 3
Coding region: 1-354 (117 amino acids)
Source: RefSeq, a predicted model, not a curated record